AGUCUCUCGAGGUUAGUGGCCAAUCUCGUUAGGCAUCAGGCUUCGGCCAGAGUUCAGCCGUUGUUGCCCGCGGGUCAUCCCUUCUGAGACAAUAUUGCCACGUACUGAAGUGGCUCUAUCAUCGGUCUAAAGAAGCCGUCAUUUCAGCGGUUAAGACUAGCACUGGUCGGUCAAGAGUGCAUUUCUGGCGGGUGACGCAAGCAUCGAUGGAGUUCCGAAUACAACGUGAUCCUGAUUAUGAACAUGUCGGGUUCGUCGGCUGAUUCUCAUGCACCAACGUGCUCUUCCCUUCAUGCUGGUGCAGGGUCGGGAAUAGAAGCGAUGGCAGGCGCAAGUGACGAUGGUACCGCGGCCGGCAAUGAUCCUCAGGCAGAGCUUAAGCGGUUCCGUCUGCAGUGGCAACGCGAUUUACACGACCAGCAACGGCGUCGGAGACAACAUUCUCCCGAGGUACGCAAGGCUGAGUCAUCAGCUCCCCGAGAUGCACUUGGAAAAUCAAGCAGCCGCUUGAACGAAUUGAUUUUAAGGUCGUCGCAAUCCAUAUCGGCUGCGGUCGCGGUCCCAUCUGAGGGUGCGGCGGAUCAAGAGGACCCCGCAGUGGUGCAACUCACCCGGAUGAUGGUGAAUUGCUUCUCUACAAAUGUGCAGCAGUAUUCAGAGGCAGUUCUUAAAGAGAGGGUACACGCGUUUGACGAAGCCCUCGAACUUUACCGGAAAAGUUUUCGUACUGAUGCCAAUGUCGAUCACACCUUCCAGAAUGCUGCCAUGCUCUUGGAGGAGCCCCAAGUGCAGCACUAUCUCUCUGAGCACGAAAGUCUUCGGACCGUAGCCGCAAAGGUUGCAGAAGCUACAGAGGGCCUCGCAUCGCAAGCCCGCAUGCAGCCCGCUACAAAAUCACGAUCGCUUUCAAAUACUCGGAUCACGCAGGAAGCAGCUGCAGAAACAGCGCAAGCGAGUACGGAAAGCAUGGAAGCACCACCUUCUCCGGAGGGAGCUGCGAAUAUACAACACUUGCUGACGCGGGCUCGAGCAUUGCGCCGAAAACUAACAGAGACACUUGCUCAUGACAAAGAAAAGGCAGAAAAAGCAGCACGGCUGGGCAAUGUGGAUGCCUUUGUCCAGGCGAACGAAGACACACUGUGCAUGAUAGCCAAGCUACCCGAUGAGGUCGUCCUUCUCAUCCUACGACACCUGAUCUCUAUGCCCCAUGGUCGCACCACUCUUUCUAGAGCGAUGGGCAUUGUGCAUGCAGCAGACACAUUGGCCCAACACGCGGAACGUGCUCCUGAUGAAGUGCAGCAGCAGCCGGACUGUGUGCCAAAGAUCCGGAAGAAAGACCAGUCGAUACUGAAUGACCCUCGACGCAAAGCCAUCUCGCACCUCAUGCAGGGUAUGGAUCACACCUCACUUGAACUUCUCGGGCGCGUCUCGUGGAAAUUCAGGGUGUUGAGUCUCGACCCUGAUCUGUGGCGUCGCCUCGUCGAACACGUGUAUAAAACUCCUCAACUACUCCCUGAAACCAAGCCUGCAGUGUGGCACCGACAAGUUGCACCGCGCUGGCGAGAAGCAUACAUCAAGCACCCUCGUGUGCGCUUCAACGGCGUCUAUAUUGCUUCUUGCCAAUACACGAGGCCGGGGGUGAACGAAGAAAAUGUUUGGAUCAAGGUCAUUCACGUCAUCGAAUUUUAUCGUUAUUUCCGCUUCCUUCCAGAUGGACGGUGCCUCUCUCUGCGAACAACGGAUCCCCCGACGGAGGUAGUUCGCAAGAUUGAUCCAUCCCUCCGUGUGAAUGGGUUUGCUAUCGGAUCCUGGCAACUGUACCCGGAUGGACUGGAGGACGACAAAUUGUUCGGGCGGCCGCCCGGCCCAAAAUUGCAAAUCACGCACUUGUAUGACGAGACGAUGCCGAGCAUCCGUUUCCGUCUGAUCCUACUCCUUCGUAACGGAGGGCCAAUUGGCAGGUGGAACAAGAUGGACUUGCUAGAGUACCGCUCGGUCAACCUCCAUACAGGCGAGGACGAACCUUUGUUGCAGAAACACUCCAAACCUUUCUUCUUCAGCGCCGUUCGAUCCUUCAUAACAUAGCCAAUGCUACCACUCGUACCAAACCAUCUUCACACUGUUGAAUCUUUGACCGUCUCAGCGGAUUGACUCUGGAGUGGCUGAACGACGCUGUUGCACACAGGAGCCAGCAGGACAUGUGCCAAUGCGCCAAUACGCUGUUCAAAAGCUAGCACAUUCCCCUCCUUCACAGCAGCGACAGGAUAAUAUGAAGUCUCGUACUGCGCAAUGCAAUCGAGACUCUUGAUGAAACAGUCGAUUUUGUGUUGCUGCGUUGGCGAUGACGAGAAAGCGAACGCAAGUAGUGAUGCAAUCGCUGUUGCACCGAUGGUGGCGCUGGUUUAAUACCGUCCGAAACGCGGAUUUGCCCAAAUGGAUCCCGCACGGGGAUGAAGCCUGUGUCCCGCAAACCUGCAAACUCCACUUGGACCCAUAACAAAGUAGAAUAAGGCGCAGCUUGGGCUCCUCAAGGCUGGCGCUAUAACAGAAUACGAUGUGCC
This is a messenger RNA of Tilletiaria anomala UBC 951, 2561 nucleotides long. RefSeq lists its product as uncharacterized. Gene Ontology annotation, molecular function: protein binding. Lineage: Eukaryota; Fungi; Basidiomycota; Exobasidiomycetes; Georgefischeriales; Tilletiariaceae. The transcript is spliced from 5 exons. The coding region runs from base 238 to 2085 and encodes 615 amino acids. Gene Ontology annotation, biological process: SCF-dependent proteasomal ubiquitin-dependent protein catabolic process. The record is from RefSeq and is a predicted model, not a curated record. Gene Ontology annotation, cellular component: SCF ubiquitin ligase complex.